AUGAGGUUAUUAGAGAAUGAAAUUCCAAACAUUUUACCAGCACUAUAUAAUAAUGAACUAGAUCAAAAUAGUGACAUAACCAAUUUACAUUUUCUUGGACAGAUGAAGCAGCAAGAAUUAGAUAUGAUGAAACAAUGUGAAUUAUAA
Entrophospora sp. SA101 is the source of this 147-nucleotide messenger RNA. The record is from the annotation of a GenBank genome assembly. Lineage: Eukaryota; Fungi; Glomeromycota; Glomeromycetes; Entrophosporales; Entrophosporaceae.